CCGGAAUUGUAUCACAUCAAGUUAAUAGGUCAUCACAGAUCCAAUCCGCCAUGUUACCGAAAAAAUCAAUAAAGAGGUUGGAUUUUACUUUAAUUUUUUUUAGUCCCUAGCCCUUCAUUGGUCAAACUCAGGUUGACUGUUCCUAAUUUUUUAUUUUUUUAUUCCCCAGACCGCAGAUCGACGUCGCGAGAGAUGGAGACGGAAGGGGAGGGGAAGCCGAUGACGGCGGUGUGGGGCCUGGAUCUGGAGCGGUACAUGGGUCGGUGGUACGAGAUUGCGUGCUUCCCGUCGGCCUUCCAGCCCCGCGACGGCCGGGGGACGCGCGCCACCUACGCCCUCCACCCGGACGGCACCGUCUCCGUUCUCAACGAGACCUGGACCGCCGGCGGCAGUCGCCGCGCCUCCAUCGAGGGCACCGCCUUCCGGGCCGACCCCGCCGAUGAGGAGGCCAGGCUCAAGGUCCGCUUCUACGUCCCGCCCUUCCUCCCCGUCGUCGGCGACUACUGGGUCCUCCUCGUCGACGAGAACUAUCAGCACGCCGUCGUCGGCCAGCCUUCAAGAAAGCAUCUUUGGAUACUAUCAAGGCAGAUCCACACGGAAGAGGAUGUCUACAACCAACUGGUGGAGAAGGCUAAAGAACAAGGCUAUGUGACAAGGUUACAGAAGACCCAGCAAAUAGAUCCUCCUCCACUUGGUGAAGGCCUCAAUGCCACAAAGGGCUUGUGGUGGAUUAAGUCUCUCCUCGGCAAAUAAAGACAUACAUAUUUUCCAUAAAAUAAAAGAGGCGAAAGAACGGAAAGACCUUUUCCUCAUCUUGAAUAAAAAGGGCUGCUAGCAUUCACUGGAAUUUUUAAUAUGUUUUUCACCUUAUAUUCUUUUAGAAGGAAUAUGAUGCAAAUUUCAGGAACACUACAUUCUGAUGUGGAAAUUUUUGAGAGGAAAACUCAAGAACUUGAGUAUAUUUUCGUUUCUUGCAAA
This is a messenger RNA of Elaeis guineensis (African oil palm), 978 nucleotides long. RefSeq names its product temperature-induced lipocalin-1. Gene Ontology annotation, biological process: response to reactive oxygen species; lipid metabolic process. Gene Ontology annotation, cellular component: cytoplasm. The record is from RefSeq and is a predicted model, not a curated record. Lineage: Eukaryota; Viridiplantae; Streptophyta; Magnoliopsida; Arecales; Arecaceae.